Molecule: messenger RNA, 2088 nt
Organism: Daphnia pulicaria
Lineage: Eukaryota; Metazoa; Arthropoda; Branchiopoda; Diplostraca; Daphniidae
Exons: 1
Coding region: 1-2088 (695 amino acids)
Source: RefSeq, a predicted model, not a curated record
AUGCCUCCCAAGCCAUUCAAGCCGUACGGCAUGCCACCUCCACUAGACAUCGAGGAAUUCAAAGACUCCUUCGAGAUCUGGCACCAGCAGUGGGAUAUAUUCCUUGCUCUGUCGACCAUCAACACUGCACUUCCGCAACACGACCGACCAGAAUAUAUUGCUAACAUCUUGCUGUCCUGCCUCUCCAACGCGACGCUGAAGGCUGUGCUCACCAUGGGUUUGGCGCCACUUGAGCUCAAAGAUGCAGACAUCAUUAUUGGGAAGCUGCAGGAGAGGUGUAAUGCUGGCCGCAAUUGUCAUGUGUGGCGCCAGAAGUUUUCAUCCCGCGUCCAGCGUGACACCGAAUCGGCCGAUUCUUGGCUCAGCGACUUGCGCGAUCUCGCGCGCAAAUGCGAAUUUGAAAAAGAUUGCUGUGCAGCCUGCCAGAACACGCGCAUUUUGGGCCAAGUUGUCUUUGGCGUUUUCGACGACGAGGUCCGCCGCAAGCUACUGGAACAGGGCGCCACUUUAACCCUGGAUAUGGCGCUUACAAUGCUCCGUACAGUGGAGGCCACCCGGCUUCAGGCGUCCACCAUCAAACAGGGUGGUGCAGCCCCCGUCCACCAGUUAAAGACUCCGGCGGCCAAACCACCUAUGGGAAAGCCGGCCACUCAACACCGGGAUCAGCAGCGUGGACGUCCAGCAGCUCGUUGGCAUCCGCCUGGAACUAAGCCGUAUGGGUGUUGGAAUUGCGGAUCAACCUCUCGUCACGCUAAAGAAGAUUGCCCCGCCUUCGGCAAGGAAUGUCUUGGUUGCCACAAAACGGGCCACUUCCAGGCAGUAUAUACCCAGGGCGGCAGUUCAACCCCGAAACCUGAGAUGGCUGGCAGCAUCACGAUCCAGUCUAUCAUCCCUGAUGACAUGGUCGAGCUUGGUGUCGUCCCGGCUUCCAGCAACUCUUCUAUUGUCAUCCGUGUGCUCCCUGACUCCGGUGCGUCGAUUGAUGCGAUCCCGGCCGCCAUGUUCUGGAGCCACUUCAAGCACGUUCAACUAAUUGAUGGCGGACCAAACGCAGUCACGGCCACCGGGGCGGCUAUUUCUUCACUUGGCCACUUCUCAGCCACGUUGUCAUGGUCCGGCGGAUCACUUCAUCCCGUGACCACAACCAUCCAUGUCCUCCGGGACCUUCAACAGCCGGUGCUCUCAAAGGCGACACAAAAACAAUUCGGCAUGCUACCGGCUCAAUACCCGCAUUCCUGUGUGCUAGCUGCGGUUAUGCCUCCGCUUUUGCCAGCUUCAACCCCAAUUGAUGACGUCAUGUCUACAUUGCGCGUUCUUAUGGCGGAGUGCCCUUUGAUUUUCGAUGGAGUGUGCCGACCCAUGCGUGGUCCUCCAUGCCACUUUCAACUAAAGGAGGGCGCAAUCCCUUCUGCCAUCCGUGGAUCCCGUCCCAUUGCAGUGCCUCUCAUGCCAAGGGUCAAACAGGAGCUGGACUCGCUGGAAGACCAAGGCAUCAUCAGCCAGGUGCCUGAGCCGACGUUGUGGGUCCACCCAAUCGUUAUUGUCCCAAAGGACGAUGGCGGAAUCCGCAUAUGCGGCGACUUUACGUCGCUCAACCGCUGCAUCAUCCGGCCCACCUUUGAUUCCCCGACUCCGUUCCAGGCGGUCCGGACCAUCCCGACGGGGAUGAAAUUCUUCACAGUUAUUGACGCCCUCAAGGGCUAUCACCAGGUGGAGCUGGAUGAGGAGUCAAGUGCCAUGACGACGUUCUCCACUCCGUUUGGCCGCUACAAGUACAACCGUCUCCCGUUUGGCGUCUCGUUAGCCGGCGACGACUACGGCAGACGUCUCGCAAAUAUUUUCGACGAUUUGCCGAACUGUCGCCGUGUAGUCGAGGAUAUUCUGGUUUUCUCUCCCACUUGGGAAGAACAUGUGGACCUCGUCCGUCGCCUUUUCCGCCUCGCCGCUGAUCACCAGAUCGCCAUUAACGUUCGCAAGGUUGUUUUUGCUCAACCGUCAGUGUUGUUCGGUGGCUACGUAGUAGGCGAGAGUGGCUUCCGACCCAGCCCGGAUUUAGCCCGGAUUUCGUUACAGAUCAUCGCCCUUUGA